Molecule: messenger RNA, 1831 nt
Organism: Myiozetetes cayanensis
Lineage: Eukaryota; Metazoa; Chordata; Aves; Passeriformes; Tyrannidae
Gene: HACD4
Product: 3-hydroxyacyl-CoA dehydratase 4
Exons: 7
Coding region: 92-751 (219 amino acids)
Biological process (GO): fatty acid elongation; sphingolipid biosynthetic process; very long-chain fatty acid biosynthetic process
Cellular component (GO): endoplasmic reticulum membrane
Molecular function (GO): 3-hydroxyacyl-CoA dehydratase activity
Source: RefSeq, a predicted model, not a curated record
UCUCCUAACAAACAGCUGUUGCAGCUGCAGAGAGGAAAAAGGAGAAAGCUCAGGAGCAGCAGAAGUAUUCGACCCCUGCAACAGCUUUACCAUGAACAUGUACCUGUUUGUGUAUGACUUAAUGCAAUUCUGUGGACAUUCAUGGAUAUUUACAAAUAUGAUCAUCAGGUUCAUGACGUUUGGAAAAGAUUCAUUGGCAGACACCUUUUACUCCAUAGGACUUGUAAUGCGUGUUUGCCAAUUGUUAUCUAUACUGGAGAUCCUACACAUCCUCACUGGCAUUGACAAAAGCCGUCUGCUCCCCAGGUUUUUGCAGAUCACUGAGAGAAUAAUUGUUCUAUUUGUCGUCAUCAACAGUCAGGAAGAAGUUCAAGGGAAAUAUGUCGUGUGUGUUUUAUUUUUCCUUUGGAAUUUAUUAGAUGUGAUCAGAUACACUUACAGCAUGUUGGCAAGGAUGGGAAUAUACUACCUACCACUGACAUGGCUCAACUUCUCACUCUGCAUCCCACUUUAUCCCCUUUCAGUUCUGGCUAAAGCAUUUGCAAUUUGCGUAUCACUGCCUUAUUUUGAAUCUUUUGGCACAUACUCCAUCAAGCUACCAUUUCCAUUCGCCUUCUCAAUCUACUUCCCCUAUGUUCUGAAAAUGUACCUGCUAGUGCUCUUUGCAGGUAUGUGCUUUAUCAUCCAGAACCUCUUCUCUGAGAGAAAGGCACACCUAGGGACAAUCAACAUCAAAAAUAAAAGAAGCUAAGUCGAUAUUUUGUUUGGACAUACAAAAUAUACUUCUACUGGACUGCUGCACAUCAUAGGUUAAAAAGAAACUGGACAAAAAUUUUUCAAGGUCACACUCCUUUUUGCAUGUACAUCAUCUGGCUGUGUAGAAUUUUCAGAAACGCAGGUCUCUUGAAUGCACCUCAAAAAUGGAGCAACUUUUGAAGACUUUUUAAAGUUUUGACUAAAAACUACUGGAUUUUUAAAAUUAAUAUUUUUUUUCUAACAUAGGUUGGAGAAUUCUGAACAAAUUGAACAACCCUUAUUUCGGUGUUCAUUCUUACCUCAUUGGCAACAAAUACUCUGUAAUGACAAUUACCAUUUAAUCUCUAAAAUUACUUUAUAUUAGGCCAACAUGUAUGUGCCUCAUAUAUAAAAGUUAAAAAGGCUGGAACUGGAAUCUCUCAAGAAGCCAGAACCUUUGCAACCUAUGAGACUGACAUGCUGAUUAGCCCCAGGCACUCACAUUCUGGCCCAUUCUUCACUUAAUAAAAGAAGAUUCCAGAAAAUGCACCUAACCAGAAGGGCAAGUGAUCACACACUCAACUACUAUAUAUUCAGGGGGAUACUUAAGGGUCAGAAAUAAAUACUUAUGAUCAUGUAUCUGCCAUGUCUGCCUCUUUCCCCACAAUGAUGAACAGCAGACAGACGUGUACAGGAGUGCAAUGCGGUCAAGCCAAAUAUAUGUUGUUCUUUAAAGAGAACUGAAUGACUACCAAAAACCACGUGCAAAAUUCUAGGCUUUUACUCAAUUGUAUUGCUCCUCAUACUUCUGCAUACCUGUGAGAAUGCAACUAGAUCAUAGGCUCUUCAGAGGCUGGUAAUUAAGAAUACCAACAGCAACACAGUGGAUUUUACAGGCAAAAAUAGCCAAAUAACUCAUCUGGGCUGGCAGGAUGUUUCCUAUGUUUUAUAUGUAUUGAUUAUCACCUGCAAUUCAAUUUAAAUAGGUGGGGCAGAAAAGUGAGGCUAAUUUUUUGAGCUUGACUAAAAACUGUGGGGAGGGAGGCAAGGUAGUAAGAGAGAAUAUAAUAGGAAAAUAAACACUAUUAGAAUAUGA